Molecule: messenger RNA, 3473 nt
Organism: Corythoichthys intestinalis (scribbled pipefish)
Lineage: Eukaryota; Metazoa; Chordata; Actinopteri; Syngnathiformes; Syngnathidae
Gene: sptlc3
Product: serine palmitoyltransferase, long chain base subunit 3
Exons: 11
Coding region: 558-1919 (453 amino acids)
Biological process (GO): ceramide biosynthetic process; sphingosine biosynthetic process
Cellular component (GO): serine palmitoyltransferase complex
Molecular function (GO): pyridoxal phosphate binding; serine C-palmitoyltransferase activity
Source: RefSeq, a predicted model, not a curated record
GGAAGUCUUUGAAAAGGCGCCCAUGCACGUGGCUGUCAUGACAUACGUGGGCUUUGGCAUCGUCACCCUCUUUGGCUACUUCCGAGACUUUCUCAGAGCUGUGGGCUUAGAGAAGCGCAAUCUCGCACAGGAACGAGAAGAACAGAAGGGGUGAGACAGACAACUUGGAGAAUCUGCUUUAAUACCUAAUUAAAUCUCAAAAGAAGUCAAGAUACCACUGUGUCUGGACGUGAAGCACUGCCAUACACUGUAUUGCAAUCGAGUUAAGUCAAACGCAUGCUUGGAUUUGGGAAAGUGUUAUGAUGUACAAAUGUAAAAGCGCUAAUUCCCUACAAAAGCUAUCUUACUAAAUCUGCUGGUUUGUUUGAGGAAAACGGAGUGUGAACAAACAUAAUAUAUAGAUGUAAGAACCUUGGUAAGAAAAAGGGGGAAAAAAACUCACUCUAAGGAGGAAAAAAAAAUGAACAAUGUAGAAAUUACAUGUCUGAUUGCUUUUACUGAAGAUAAUAGACAGAAUAAAAUAUAUUUUUUCAUGGGCUAUAAUUCAUUUGAAUCACAUGCUCACAAAUACUGUCUUUUGCCAUCACCUGCCGUCACCAUCUGUCUAUCUUCAGGAUUUUGUACCACUUUAUCAAGACUUUGAGAACUUCUACACUCGCAACUUGUACAUGAGAGUACGAGACAACUGGAACCGGCCAUUAUGCAGCCUUCCGGGACCUGUCAUUGACCUAAUGGAGAGAGUUUCUGAUGACUACAACUGGACGUUCAGAUUAACUGGCAGGACAAUACACAAUGUCAUCAACAUGGGCUCCUACAACUACCUUGGCUUUGCAGAGAACAAUGCCGAUCACCUUGAAACAGUGGCAGACAAAAUGCGGCAGUAUGGUGUUGGCGUUUGUAGCACACGGCAGGAAACAGGCACUCUGGACAUUCAUGUAGAGCUUGAGAAUCUAGUGGCUGAUUUCCUUGGAGUGGAAUCCUCCAUGGUUUUUGGAAUGGGUUUUGCCACCAACUCCAUGAACAUUCCUGCACUUGUUGGAAAGGGCUGUUUGAUCCUGAGUGAUGAGCUCAACCACACCUCUCUCAUUUUAGGAGCUCGAUUAUCAAGAGCGACCAUAAAGGUGUUCAAACACAACGACAUGGCCCAUUUGGAGAAAGAGUUAAGAGACUCAAUCUGCUCUGGCCAGCCUCGGACACACAGGCCCUGGAAGAAAAUCAUGAUUAUGGUGGAAGGCAUCUAUAGCAUGGAGGGCUCAGUGGUACGACUCCCUGAACUGAUCGCUUUGAAGAAGAAAUACAAGGCUUAUCUGUACCUGGAUGAGGCCCACAGCAUCGGGGCAGUUGGGUCACGAGGCAGGGGUGUGACAGAGCUGUUUGGAGUGAACCCAGCAGAUGUGGAUGUGAUGAUGGGCACCUUCACCAAGAGCUUUGGUGCUGCUGGAGGCUAUAUUGCGGGCAAAAAAGAGUUGAUCGACUACCUGCGUAGCCGGUCCCACAGUGCCAUGUACACCUCGGGCAUGUCUCCUCCUAUCGCUGAGCAGAUCAUACGGGCAAUCAAGUGCAUCACGGGACAAGAUGGCAGUACAGAGGGUAUCAGGCGCAUCCGACAAUUGGCUCAGAACACCAGAUACUUCCGAACAAGGGUGAAGAAAAUGGGUUUCAUCAUCUACGGCAACGACGAUUCCCCCGUGGUCCCAAUACUACUCUACAUGCCGGGAAAAGUGGUAGCUUUCGCUCGGGAAAUGCUUGAAAGGAAAAUUGCUGUGGUCGUGGUCGGCUUCCCCGCCACACCAAUAACCGAAGCCCGCGCUCGCUUCUGUAUAUCUGCUGCCCACACCCAAGACAUGCUUGACGAGGUGCUACACCACCUGGACGAGGUCGGAGACGCGCUAGGUCUGAAGUUCUCUCGACGGAAAUAAUCCUGCUUGUUUGACAUCUGUAACGACACUCGUCACUCUUGACAUCUUGACUUGACUGUCAAAACACGUCUCCACAAAGAAACAGAACACAAAGGAACCUAUUUUCAUGAACGGCAUAAAUCAGGCAUACAGUGUAACUCUGCAUCGGAGACUGGUCUACUAGUAGUGUUGGUCAUUUCACGGCCGGUGGAUCUGGAAGAGGAUAACUUUUGCCGCUGCGUUAAAUCUUGGCCUAUCAAAUAGACUCGUCUGAUUCUCUUCAAAUGUGGCACACUACAGUGAUGGUCUUGACAUGAACGGUUUGACUGGUAAAUAUGUAGCAGACCUUGCAUUGGCACAAAUAAACCACUCGCCAGGAGCACUGUCCACGAAAAUAAAGCCCACACUGUUUAGACUUCAGAAGUGCCCAGUAAAAACUUGCAGGAUUUUUUGAUCAGCAAAUUAUGUUGAGUGUCUGACCAUCUUGCACUUGGAAUUGCCUUAAAUCUCCCUGGAUUCUCUCCAGUUUAUGCUAUGUACCAAAUAUACCGAAUUUGAUGGGCAUCUUUCUUGAGCCAUUGACAUUACAUUGUCAAAGUGAGCAAGCAGCACUCAAGCGUGAACAAUAAUUUAGGGGGUGGCAGUAUAACCAAAAUGUAUACAUUUUUUAACAUGAAACUGACAAAAAUUUCUAGAUUGAUGGCAGCAAAACUGGUUAAAUGAAUAGUAGGUGUAUUCAUUUGAAAUCAUCAGUCACAACAGACGGUACACUUGUACGGUGCCAUUCAAAACAGAUUGAUGAUGCUCACAGCUGGUUACACUAAAAGCUCAUUGGUUCCAAGCAAAUACUUUUAAUUACCCUGUAAAGGUAAAUGGGAAAAAACAACAAAAGAAAUUAUUUAAAUGAUUAAAUAUUGACAAAUUGAAGUUACAGCACCAGCACAUCAAAAAGUACUGUAUAGGCAGAGGUGUUUGUCCACUUGAUCACUACGACAACAAGUGAAAAUGUCCUUGUUGGGUGAAUAGAAUUAUAGUUCGCACACGACUAGCGUGCGUGGAGUGCAGACAGCUGUGUCGAUUCAAAUACAAGUGUAUGUGUUGCGUGAGAGAUGUAAGAAAGGGUCCAGACUUGUAUAGUGCCACCCACGUUCUGUUGCAAGAGGGCCAAAUCUUGGCAAAAUGUGUUUCUGUGUGCAUGAAAUUUUUUUUUAAUACCAAGAUGUUUCAACAAACUUUCAACCAAAUCUGAAGUUUGUCAAAUGUUGUUUAAUAAAUUAAGGCCUUUAUAUGUUCUGGAUCAAUGUAUGGAUUAUAAUUUUUGGGGGGUCUUUUGUAUUAAAUCAUGUUGCCUAAUAUAUUCACUUUUUGUAAUGUGUUAUGCAGAAUUUUCCGGCGACAUUUUUACACAGCUGCAAGAUUAGAUCCUAUGCACCAGAUUAAAACAUACUGUCCUUGUAACAAGUCAUUUCAUUCCAGAAAUUAUAGAAAUGUCACUAAGAACUGUCAUUCAGGGUAAAUGAUAACCUCUGUGUAGAUAAUCGGUCAUUUAGCCAUUACAUCUUUGACGUGUGAUUA